Molecule: messenger RNA, 1917 nt
Organism: Anguilla rostrata (American eel)
Lineage: Eukaryota; Metazoa; Chordata; Actinopteri; Anguilliformes; Anguillidae
Product: olfactory receptor 2A12-like
Exons: 1
Coding region: 293-1276 (327 amino acids)
Biological process (GO): detection of chemical stimulus involved in sensory perception of smell; G protein-coupled receptor signaling pathway
Cellular component (GO): membrane
Molecular function (GO): odorant binding; olfactory receptor activity; G protein-coupled receptor activity
Source: RefSeq, a predicted model, not a curated record
AGCUCUUAAAGCGCAGCGCAAACUAAACUAAUAAGUAGCGUUGUUGUGCGUGUAUUAUUAGUACUAGGAAAUGAAAUAUUCAGCUCUGUAGUAUAUAGCAUGAAAAAAUGAAAUCGAAGUAUGAACAAGAGCGUCUGCUAAAUGUUGAAAUGUAAUCUAAACUAUGCAAUGGGUAGCCUAUGCAUAGACGUAACGGUCAACUGCUUGUAUAUUUACAUUGGUAGAUAUUAAUCGGUUUCUCUCUCAGGAAGAAGAGGAAAAGCCGUCGUCCGGAGGUCCUGAACACCUAGUAAUGGGAGAUCGCACCACAUGGAUCACAAACGACUCCAUCAUUAGACCAGUGGGGUUUUACAUCGUCGGAUUAACCAAUUUAAAGUUUGCUUAUUUAUAUUUUAUCUUCCUUGCAGUCGUAUAUAUUGUAACGGUUUUGUCCAACUCCAUUAUCAUUUCCAUUAUAUUUAUAGAUUAUCGCCUGCACACUCCAAAGUACAUUGCGGUGGCUAACCUGGCGAUCGUCGACUUGGUGCUGAGUACAAGCAUUAUUCCUAGUAUGUUCAAGAUGUUUCUUGCGAAAGAUAACUUUAUGUCCUAUAGUGUAUGCUUUACACAGAUGUUUUUUUAUUUCUGCUUUUUCUCAUUAGAGUCAUUUUCCCUCAGUGUACUUGCCUAUGACAGGUUCAUUGCGAUUUGUUUCCCACUGAGACAGAGCUCUAUCAACACAAACACCGUCAUGACCACUAUUUUAGUCACGGUUUGGUCAUUUUGCAUAAGUGUUAAUCUGUUCUCAGUCACAAUCCAAACCAGGCUGUCUUUCUGUAAUUCGGUCCAUGUACAGAGCUACUUCUGUGACUACGCCCCUGUGUUCGAACUAUCUUGCAAUGAUAAUAGCUUGCAGUGGGCCACUGCCUCUUCUCUGAGUUCACUUUUUCUGUUUGGACCCCUUAGUUUAAUCGUUGUGUCAUACACCUGUAUUUUGACAGCGGUGUUUAGAAUGAAAAGCGUGGAGAGCCGGUACAAAGCACUCGCAACCUGCACAGAACAUCUCGUUCUAGUGGCGAUUUUCUAUGUGCCGAUCAUGACAUUGUUUAACAUUAAACUUUUCUUUGCAGUUUUCCAAAUCGAUUCGGGUGUCGCUGUGAUGAGCUUAUCAUUAGCCUCAUGCAUCCCUCCCUGUCUGAACCCCAUUGUGUAUUCCCUGACAACCAAAGAAAUCAAGAACAGAAUACUGGCUAUGCUCCAAAAAGUAAAGGUAGCAUCGUGGGCAGGGCAGACGUAGACCCAAAGGCUGCAGUAAAAUUACAUUUUUCAAAUGAAUAAUAUACCUUUAUCUUUAGGCCUUGGUGCUUGGCCACAAUUGCGCAUGUCGAUGUGAUGUCAAUGUAGUUCAAUUGUAUCUUCUUGGAAACAGAUUAUCUCCCCCACCACCACCAUAACCACCACAACAACCACAAGCAGAUACACAUUAAUCCUGUUUGAAAGCUCAAGUGAUGCAUUGGCAGCAGCUGUACCUUAAUGUCUAUUUGUGUCAAUUUAUCUUAUGUUUUCUGUGGUGUUCUUGAGUAAUACUAUAAUGUACCAUCAUCAUUGAGACAUUGUUCUGAACUCACCUACCUGGUUAAAUAAAGGAAAUUCCUAGAUGGUUCUGAAAGGAAUUAUUGGGGGGGGGGGAUUUUAGUUUAAACGUCUGUUUUUGGUCCAUGCAGGUUUAAUGUGCAACGAAGAUCGUCUUAGAUAUCUAAAUAUGUCCCUCUGGUGGCCUGCUUAAUUUGUCCAUAUCUACAGCCUUUGGAAACAUUUAAAACAGGUCAUCAGAAGGUCAUGUAAAUUAUUUUCAUUGCACAAAGAAUAAAUUCUGGGACAACAGAACAUGUACAAAAAUAAAGUUUCAAAAAUUUGGCUGUCAGCACUUACUGACUG